Molecule: messenger RNA, 465 nt
Organism: Orycteropus afer afer
Lineage: Eukaryota; Metazoa; Chordata; Mammalia; Tubulidentata; Orycteropodidae
Source: RefSeq, a predicted model, not a curated record
CAACUGUGAAGAAAUGUCAUUCAGAUUUGGCCAACAUCUUAUCAAGCCCUCUGUGGUGUUUCUCAAGACAGAACUGUCCUUUGCCCUCGUGAACAGGAAGCCUGUGGUACCAGGACAUGUCCUCGUGUGUCCACUGAGGCCAGUGGAGCGUUUCCGUGACCUGCGUCCUGAUGAAGUGGCCGAUUUGUUUCAGGCAACCCAGAGAGUUGGGACAGUGGUGGAGCGGCAUUUCCAAGGCACUUCUCUCACUGUUUCCAUGCAGGAUGGCCCUGAAGCUGGACAGACUGUGAAGCAUGUUCACGUCCACAUUCUUCCCAGGAAGGCUGGAGACUUUAGCAGGAAUGACAGCAUCUAUGAUGAGCUCCAGAAACAUGACAAAGAAGAGGACUCCCCGGCCUCCUGGAGAUCAGAGGAGGAAAUGGCAGCAGAAGCGGCAGCACUGCGCGUCUACUUCCAGUGACGCAG